This is a messenger RNA of Dentiscutata heterogama, 167 nucleotides long. Lineage: Eukaryota; Fungi; Glomeromycota; Glomeromycetes; Diversisporales; Gigasporaceae. The record is from the annotation of a GenBank genome assembly.
CUUGAAAAUGCAAUUUACCAGGGACAUAUUAAAUCUUACAACUAUAAUAGUUUCUCUAUCUUUGAAAAAAUCGGUGAUGGUGAAUUCGGAACAGUGCACAGAUCAAAGUUAAAAGUUGGAUUAAUAAUUGCUCUUAAAAAAUUAAAAGUUCCUUUGCCUAGCUCUUG